AUGGGUCUUCUCGAUGAGAGCAUGCAAGCAACACUCUGGGAGGGGGAUGGGGAUGAGGGCGUCCAAUACUCUGUCCCAGUAAAUGAUUCACAGGCACAAAAUAAGCCAUCAAUCGCUGCGGAAGACAAACGAAAGAUGCAAAGGAGAGCCGCUCAGAAGGCCUACCGUGAGCGACAGGAGCAACGCAGUGUCCAUCUGACGCAGAAGAUUGGCCACUUAGAGGAAAAAAAUAGGGCUCUUAGCACGAACAAUGAACAACUUGAACUGGAGAUCGUGCGAUUUUCGGCAGAGAGCGAUGCGCUUCUUGCAACAAUUCAUAGCGGUAACCGCUCGACUAAAGAUGGGCCUGUAUCAGACACCGAAUUGACACCUGCGACACUCCUGGAGGCUCCCCGACUAAAUCCCGCUUUGGAUUCGAUUGCAAGUGAUGUAUGGAACCACCCAGUCCAUCGGAUUACGGAGAGCAAGACGGGUGAAAAGCUCUUAGAUAAAGCAGCUGCCUGGGAUAUGAUUCAGGGCCACGAAUCAUUUAAAGCGGGUUUGGUAGAUAUCGACGGUGUUCGACAAAGGUUGGAAGGGUUUGCGCAGUGCACCGGGCAGGGUAUUGCAUUUGAAGAAAGCCGAAUAUUGAGUGCAAUUGAGGAAAGUGUCAUCAGCGAGUAG
Messenger RNA from Penicillium samsonianum, 663 nucleotides. Its product is annotated as bZIP transcription factor. Gene Ontology annotation, cellular component: RNA polymerase II transcription regulator complex. The coding region runs from base 1 to 663 and encodes 220 amino acids. The record is from RefSeq and is a predicted model, not a curated record. Gene Ontology annotation, molecular function: transcription cis-regulatory region binding; DNA-binding transcription activator activity, RNA polymerase II-specific. Lineage: Eukaryota; Fungi; Ascomycota; Eurotiomycetes; Eurotiales; Aspergillaceae. The transcript is spliced from 2 exons.